Messenger RNA from Micropterus dolomieu (smallmouth bass), 1086 nucleotides. RefSeq names its product N-acetyltransferase family 8 member 3. Bases 242 to 1012 code for a protein of 256 amino acids. NCBI's taxonomy places the organism in Eukaryota, Metazoa, Chordata, Actinopteri, Centrarchiformes, Centrarchidae. The record is from RefSeq and is a predicted model, not a curated record. The transcript has 3 exons. Gene Ontology annotation, molecular function: N-acetyltransferase activity.
CAGAGGGCCACUGGGUUAUUGCACAAGACAGUGUCAGCAACGCCAUAGGACACUUUUAUGUCAGGGGGCUAGACAAUAUUAAUUUUACUUUCACCUUAUAUUCCGGGGAAGAAGCGGUGUAGAGAGCAGAUUCCUCAGAGAACACCACAGAAACUCAAGCACCCAAAAAGAGCUUAAGUUCAGGGGGAGCAGGAGUGUUAAGUCCUUCAGAGUGAGUGAAAGACGAGGGGAAAGAGUCGGCAUGGCCCAGAAAAAUAACUUUGAGUUCUCCAUCAGGGAAUAUAGACCCUCAGAUCAACAUAUGGUCAUGUCACUCUUUCGCGAUGGGAUACUUGAACAUGUAUACCCAGCUUUCUUUAAGGCCAUGAGCCAUCCAGACCAUGUUGGCAUUGCUCUGAGCAUUUCCAUGGCUGGUUAUGUGCUGGGAGGCAGCUCCUACUUCCAAGCUUUACUCUUUGGGAGUGCAUGGGCUGGCCUCAUUUAUUACUGCUGCCACGAGAUCUAUGAAGGCUACAUGACGAGGCGUCUGAGCACAGACAUGGCUGACAUUCAAUCCAACUACCUGGAAAACCCAGAUAAUGGUUUCUGGGUGGCAGAGGCAGACGUCAACAGCCAGUCCAAGGUGGUGGGGAUGGUAGCAGUGACGGGGAAAAGGGGAGGGGAGGAAGGUGAGAGGUUUGAUGACUGCAAUGGAGGAGUGCUGGGAGAAGGCUCAGAGUUUGCCCAAGACGCUGUGGAUGGGAGUUACGGCGAGAUGUCCCUCAUGGUUGUGGUGUUUCCAUGGCGGCGCAAAAACCUGGGUUCACAGUUGACAAGGAAGGCCCUUGAUUUCUGCAAACAGCAAGGCUACAGCCGCCUCGCUCUGGAAGUCAGCUCACCACAGACGGCAGCUAUAUCCCUGAGUCAAAAGUUUGGUUUUGUUCAAACUGCGUCCCAUAGUAACACACACACUAAUCGCUGGUUCUCCAAACUGGCCAGAAUGAAUGUGAUGCGAAUGGAGAAGUUAAUUUAAUGUAACCUGAUACAACCUUAACUGUACAGCACAUUAGGAAUAUAUCAUUUAAUUUAUGCUUCUUGUCUGAUUCA